Malassezia restricta is the source of this 1845-nucleotide messenger RNA. RefSeq names its product ATP-dependent DNA helicase Q1. The coding region runs from base 1 to 1845 and encodes 614 amino acids. Gene Ontology annotation, biological process: double-strand break repair via homologous recombination. Gene Ontology annotation, cellular component: chromosome; cytoplasm. The record is from RefSeq and is a predicted model, not a curated record. Gene Ontology annotation, molecular function: ATP binding; 3'-5' DNA helicase activity; four-way junction helicase activity. NCBI's taxonomy places the organism in Eukaryota, Fungi, Basidiomycota, Malasseziomycetes, Malasseziales, Malasseziaceae. The transcript has a single exon.
AUGCAUCAUGCAGACGAUGAUGACGUGUGUGUGGUGGACAUCCAAACGGCCUCGUCACUCUUGGACUUGGAUGCACAUGCCAAGUACCAAGUCGAGCGCGUAGAUGCUGAGCUGGCACUCGUGCGUGAGCAGCUCACGGUACUGCAUAAGCGCGAAAAGGCCUUGCUAAGUGAACGAGCCCACAUUCUGGCCGAGCAGCGUGAGGUGAAUGCGCUGGACACAAAGCCCACGAACUAUACACACAGCGAUUUUCUCUGGUCAUCGGAGCUUUUGCGCACGGCGCAACGAGUUUUUGGCAUCGAAGCGUUCCGAUCCUGUCAGGAAGGCGUGUGCAAUGCCGUCAUGGACCGGCGGGACGUGAUGGUGGUCAUGCCCACAGGUGCGGGAAAAUCCUUGUGCUACCAGCUCCCAGCCUUACUGAGUGAGGGACUGGUGAUUGUGAUUUCUCCGCUGAUCGCGCUUAUGACUGACCAGGUAUACCAUCUACGCGAACGCGGCGUGCUGUGUGCCUUGCUGAGUAGUUCCAUGUCUUCUGCCGACACACAGGACAUCUUGCAGCGGAUUCGGACACUCGCGCCAGACAUGCCCCGUCUCUUGUACGUGACGCCAGAGAGGAUCGUCAAAUCCAAGACGCUGCUGUCUGUCCUGCAGCGUGCGUACGAGGCAGGUCGUCUCGAGCGCAUCGUCGUUGAUGAGGCACACUGCUGCAGCAUGAUGGGGCAUGACUACCGUCCAGACUACCACAAGCUAUCUAUAUGCCGCAAGCUGUUCCCUACCACGCCUGUCAUGGGGCUGACUGCCACGCUGGGCUCCGCGGCUCUUCGUGACGUGCUCAACAUUCUGGGCAUGCGAGAAACGACCACGAUACCCGAGCGUGCGUUACCGCGACGCACCGUCUACUUUCGUGCGCCAUUACGACGUGCGAAUCUGCAAUACAGUGUGCGCAUGCGCCCAUCGAGUGCCCAGGCUGCACAGCGCCUGAUUGCAUCGUACAUUCUCGAUCACCAUGAAGGACACUCGGGCAUCGUAUACUGCCUAAGCCGCAAAGACACGCAUACCAUGGCUGACGCCCUUGCGCAGCACAGCAGCGGCCGGAUUCGCACUGGGGUGUACCACUCGGACCUAGAUGAAGCAGAGAAGCAUCGCGUUCAUGCGCAGUGGCGCACAGGCGCCAUCCAGGUCGUGUGUGCCACCAUUGCCUUUGGCAUGGGCAUCGACAAAGGCGAUGUGCGCUUUGUUGUGCAUGCGUGCAUAUCCAAGUCCCUCGAGGGCUAUUACCAGGAAACUGGGCGCGCUGGGCGCGAUGGUGCGCCGUCUGAUUGUGUGCUGCUGUACCGCGCAGCAGCAGAUAUGAGUCGCGUGAGUGGCAUGACGGCCAGUGAAGUGGGCGCCCAGGCUAAGCUCCAUGCCAUGCUUCGAUAUGCUCAGUCCGAGCUGUGCCGGCAAUCCAUUCUUGCCACGUACUUUGACGAGCCACGCACUGAGCCUUGCGGCGUGUGUGAUCGGUGCCAAUCGCCGCCGCCACGACAUGCCGAUGUGUCCGUGUGGGCUGCACACGCCGUGCAAGUGGUCUCAGACGUCUAUGCACGUGGCUCUCGUAUCACGCUGGCGGCCCUGGCCGAUGCCGUGUAUGCUGCUGCGAAAUCCGAUGCCGCCCUAUCGCGUGUGGAUUGUGAAUGCCUUGUCGUACAGCUCGUGCUGGAUGGGUACCUUAGCGAGCGGUUUCAGGCCACGGCGUAUACUGUCAACAUGUACGUCGUACCCGGCCCCCGAGCUUCUCACAAAGGGCCCGUGUCCAUGGUCCUUCACGAGCCUGUCACGUCCCACAAACGUCGGCGUUCCUAG